UCUGCUAAUUAGACGAUGCAUAUUAGUUGACAAUUUGUAGAUUAUUUUGCCCUUAUUCUCUACUAGAAAACAUAAAUGUCUGUACACAAAUCUUUACGAAUCACUCGGAUAGGCAGAUAAAAGCCUGUCAGCAGAUAACGGGUUGACUGAAAACAAAGAAAAUAAAAUCAGUCAGGAAUUCCAGCAAUCAGUAAUGAAAUAAUAAAUCCCAGUUCAAGCAAUUGGGGUGAAAUGUUCAAUCUGAUGGCGAACUGCUGUAUUUGGUUGAAACGAUGGAGAGAACCUGCAAGGAAGGUGACAUUAGUAAUGGUUGGACUGGACAAUGCAGGAAAAACAGCUACUGUCAGAGGAAUCCAGGGAGAAAGUCCUUUAGAUGUAGCACCUACAGUGGGCUUCUCAAAGGUGGACCUGAAGCAGGGCAAGUUUGAGGUCACAAUCUUCGACCUGGGUGGCGGGAAGCGUAUCCGCGGCAUUUGGAAAAACUACUACUCUGAGUCUUACGGAGUGGUGUUUGUUGUGGACUCCAGUGAUGUUCAAAGGAUCCAGGAGACCAGAGACACAAUGGCUGAGGUUCUCCAGCAUCCUCGUAUUGCAGGCAAACCUGUAUUAGUACUUGCUAAUAAACAGGACCAAGAUGGGGCAUUGGCUGAAGCAGAUAUAAUUGAGACCCUGUCAUUGGAGAAGCUUGUCAACGAGAAUAAAUGCCUCUGUCAGAUUGAACCCUGUUCUGCAGUGCUGGGUUAUGGUAAGAAGGUUGACAAAUCCAUCAAGAUUGGCCUUAAUUGGCUCCUGAAUAACAUUGCCAAGGACUACGUGGCAAUUUCAGAGCGUGUGCAAAAAGAUACAGCUGAGCAGAAGGUUCAAGAAGAACAAGACAAGAAGGAAAGAGCAGAGAGAGUCCGGCGGAUCAGAGAGGAGAGAGACAGACAGGAGAGAGAAGAAACAGAGCAAGAAGGAAUGACAUUGAAAGAGGAGGAGCUACAUGAAGUCAACAUGCUCAACCCAUUCCAGUCAAUAAUCAAUAUUGUUAAUGAGAAUGAAGACAGAUUAAACAAAGAGAAAGCGAUGCAAAGACAGCGAGAAAAUGUUGAGCUGAGCAGGGUGCAAGAACAUGCAGUCCUUCAAGAUGAGGAGGAUGAUGAAGAGGAGGAGGAUGAAGAGAGCGAGAGACAGACCCCGGAGAGCACAGAAACAGGAGCAGUGGACCAGACCAAAAAGAAAACUAGGAAAUUAUGGUUGAAUCGUAAGCACAGAGUCGACCCUCUCAAAAUGGAAGAAGCAGCACACAAAAGCCCCACUCCUCCUCCCUUACCAGUUGGAUGGGCUACUCCUAAAGUUUCUAGGCUCCCCAAACUUGAGCCUCUUGGAGAUACAAGACAUUCUGAUUUCCUUGGCAAACCUCUCCCAAAUGUAGCAAUUAGGCAGAGGCCGAACAGCGAUACUCAUGAUGUAAUUUCCUAACACUACCUCUGCUUCCCCCCUGACUGGUUUACAAUUUUCAAGGUUCCCAACCAAUCAAAGUAUUGUUUUGUUCUUAUCUUCAAGCAUGGGCAGUGUAGCAAACUACACAGAUUGACCAUAAGUGAGGAACUGAAACCCAAUCGACAAACCUAGAUGAUCACAUGACCUCGAUCAACAUCUGGACAACAGGAGGAGUUUUUAAAUGAGAUGGGGUACAAGGACAUUCACUGUUCAGAUAAUGUGCUUACAUUUAAAACGGUUCAAUAUUUUACUUACUUUAGAGCUGUUUGUCUUAUUUUAAUCAAAAUUAAAGUAUUAACAGACAUUUGAAACUCA
Messenger RNA from Carassius carassius (crucian carp), 1797 nucleotides. RefSeq names its product ADP-ribosylation factor-like protein 13B. Gene Ontology annotation, molecular function: GTPase activity; GTP binding. Gene Ontology annotation, biological process: non-motile cilium assembly; receptor localization to non-motile cilium. NCBI's taxonomy places the organism in Eukaryota, Metazoa, Chordata, Actinopteri, Cypriniformes, Cyprinidae. The transcript is spliced from 10 exons. Bases 232 to 1461 code for a protein of 409 amino acids. Gene Ontology annotation, cellular component: ciliary membrane; non-motile cilium; motile cilium. The record is from RefSeq and is a predicted model, not a curated record.